AAUAUUUUUUAUUUUUCAGAAAGGAAUAAAAUGAUUUUACUUUCUAUUCUUCUCGGCUUUAUUGUCCGUGGAUCAGAUGCUGGUACUUGGGUACUUGUAGGGGAUAGAGAUAUUCCUCGCUACAGAUAUAUUGAUGAUGGGAUGGAAUGGGAAAUUCUGGAUAAUGUUGCAAAGAGAAAUCAACAGGAUUAUCGAACCACUGAUACCAUUAACAAUCAACCUCAACCACAGUCAACUGAAAAGCAUGAUGAUCAAUCUGCUAUUCAACUAUUUAAUCAAAAUCAAGCGAAAAUAGAUCAAUAUGAAGAAGCAAUGCAAAAUCAACCAAAUAUCAAUCAAUAUGAAGACACAAUACAAAAUCUACCAAAUAUUAAUCAACAUGAAGACACAAUACAAAAUCAACCAAAGAUCAAUCAAUAUGAAGACACAAUACAAAAUCUACCAAAUAUCAAUCAACAUGAAGACACAAUACAAAAUCUACCAAAUAUCAAUCAACAUGAAGACACAGUACAAAAUCAACCAAAGAUCAAUCAAUAUGAAGACACAAUACAAACUCUACCAAAUAUCAAUCAACAUGAAGACACAAUACAAAAUCAACCAAAGAUCAAUCAAUAUGAAGACACAAUACAAAAUCAACCAAAGAUCAAUCAAUAUGAAGACACAAUACAAAAUCUACCAAAUAUCAAUCAACAUGAAACCACAAUACAAAAUCAACCAAAGAUCAAUCAAUAUGAAGACACAAUACAAAAUCAACCAAAUAUCAAUCAACAUGAAGACACAAUACAAAAUCAACCAAACAUCAAUCAAUAUGAAGCCACAAUAAAAAAUCAACCAAGUAUCAAUCAAUAUGAAGCCGCAAUACAAAAUCAACCAAAUAUCAAUCAAUAUGAAGCCAAGAUGGAAAAGGCUGAUUCGUCUAAAAGUAUAUCUGAUCAUUCCUCUAUAAUUCAUUGGACUAAAGUUUCUCCUUCUUAUCCUUACGCACCCCCAAUAGCUUCCUCAGUUUUCCCCCAAGUGUCGAAUGUACCCCCUGUUAUUUCUUAUGUUUCUCCAAACAUAUCCAUUGGACUAUUCAGUGUGUCUGAUAGGCCCCAAACUGUUGCUCAAGGAGCUUCGAAUGUUAAAGCUGCAUCCCAAAUUGCUCCCAAUUUACUUCCAAUUGAUUCUGAUGUUCCCAAAAAUUCGUCUGAAGAUUUAAUGGUUGUAAAUAUUAGUUUAGAUGCUUCAGAAUUAUCUCCGAUUACUUCUGAUAUAUCUUUAGAUGUGUCUGGGCCCUUGUGGGCUCUCAAAGCUGUUUCUACUACAUUAAAUUCUAAUUCGGAUGUAGCUUCCACUUCUUCUGUCCUUCCUCAAAAAUUUUCUGAUGCUUCACCAGAUAUAUCAGAUAUUAAUGCAAGAGAAGAAGUUUCAAUACCUGAUGAAACUUUGGAAGAAACUUUUAAUCUUGAUUACAAUAAAGAUAUGAACAUGGAAAAUAAUCAAGGCUUUUCCUACAUUUCAGAAAAUAAAGCUGUAGGCACCCAAGUCAAUGGCAUCCAAGCAGAGGACACGCAUGCAGAGGGCAUCCAAGCAGAGGACAUCCAAGCAGAAGGCACCCCAGCAGAGUUCAUUAAAACAGAGGACAUCAAAACAGAGAGCUCCCAAGCAGAGAGGUACCAAGCAGAGGUCAUCCAAACUGAGGGCAUCCAAGCAGAGGCCAUCCAAGCAGAGAGCUCCCAAGCAAAGAGCUCCCAAGCAGAGGACAUGCAAGCAGAGGACAUCCAAGCAGAGGGCAUCCAAGCAGAGGACAUCCAAGCAGAUGGCACCCCAGCUGAGUUCAUCCAAGCAGAGGACAUCCAAGCAGAGGACAUUCAAUCAGAGAAUUUGCAAGAAGAAAUCAACAAAACAGAAAUCUCUGGAAAUCAAGAAAGCAGUAUGAAUCAAGAAAGCAGUAUGAAUCCUGGAAAUCAAGAAAGCAGUAUGAAUCAAGAAAGCAGUAUAAAUCCAGGAAAUCACAGUAUGAAUCAAGAAAGCAGUAUGACUCCUGGAAAUCAAGAAAGCAGUAUGAAUCAAGAAAGCAGUAUAAAUCCAGGAAAUCAAGAAAUUAGUAUGAAUCCAGGAAAUCAAGAAAGCCGUAUGAAUCAAGAUAGCAGUAUGAAUCCAGGAAAUCAAGAAAGCAGUAUGAAUCAAGAAAGCAGUAUGAAUCCAGGAAACAUUUAUUUUAAACCUCUUAUUGUUGGAUUGAAUGAUAAAAAACAAGAGCUGCACAGUGCCUUCAAUCCUGUAUUUGUACACAAAACUGACUCUCAUGAUACAGAAAAUAUUCGGAGAAUUCAUCAAGUCCAUGUGGAAAAUAUGGAAAAUCAAGAAAUUUUCUGAAAAGGGACACAUUGAUGAUACAAAAAAUCAAGAGUUUUUCUUCAAAAAAUAUUAUAAUUUUGACAUUUAAAUUUUGAUUUUUCAACAUUUCUCUUUUCUAAUGUUUAGAAUAAAUGUUAAUGCAUUACAUAUAUAGAAAAUUAGAAUCUAUGUCCUAUUUAGCAUAUAGAACUUUUGUUAGUUAGGACUUAUGAUUUUAUAACAGUUUGUGGAUUUAUUUAUUGAAUGUUGGUGAUGAUUUUGAAGAUUCGGAGUCCUUGAUAUAUUUUGUUUGUACACCAUAGAAACUAUGGUAGAAGUAAAUAUUUCCAUUUACUGAUAGCGCCGAUUGAACAAAUUCUUGAAUCUAAUUGGAUAAGAAGAUAUUUUAUUUCUAUUGGUUCAGAAUAGACAACAAACACAAGACUGAACCCUGAUUGGAUUAGGCGCUGAUGGACUCGGCUUACAGGAGUGUGUAACAGGGUAGAUCUUCUUCAAGACUGCUUUGUUUUUCUGAACCAGGCUUGAUCGUCGCCUGGUUGCCUUUUUUACGCACCUAUUGUUAACCUUUAAAUACGAAGUACAAAAUAUGUAAAAGGGAUAAAUAUAUAACUUGUAAAAAUA
Eurytemora carolleeae is the source of this 2961-nucleotide messenger RNA. RefSeq lists its product as uncharacterized. Bases 31 to 2358 code for a protein of 775 amino acids. The transcript is spliced from 4 exons. Lineage: Eukaryota; Metazoa; Arthropoda; Copepoda; Calanoida; Temoridae. The record is from RefSeq and is a predicted model, not a curated record.